Sorex araneus (European shrew) is the source of this 1428-nucleotide messenger RNA. It is a transcript of the gene MS4A15, whose product is annotated as membrane spanning 4-domains A15. Gene Ontology annotation, cellular component: plasma membrane. The record is from RefSeq and is a predicted model, not a curated record. Gene Ontology annotation, biological process: cell surface receptor signaling pathway. Lineage: Eukaryota; Metazoa; Chordata; Mammalia; Eulipotyphla; Soricidae.
UUGGUCCCCCAGACGCUCUCAGCACGAUGUCCGCCUCUCCCGCCAGCAAUGGGGUGUUUGUUGUCAUCCCCCCGAGCAACGCCAGCGGCCUCCGCCCGCCACCAGCCAUCCUGCCCACCUCCGUGUGCCAGCCUCCCGGGAUCAUGCAGUUCGAAGAGCCACCACUAGGGGCGCCGCCGUCCAGGGCCACCCAGGUCCCAGACCUGAGACCCAUGGACACCUUCCUGACGGGAGAGCCCAAAGCCUUAGGGACCGUGCAGAUCCUCAUCGGCCUCAUCCACCUGGGCUUCGGCAGCGUGCUGCUCAUGGUCCGCCGCGGCCACGUGGCCAUGCUCUUCAUCGAGGGCGGUAUCCCCUUCUGGGGAGGAGCCUGCUUCAUCAUCUCUGGGUCCCUGUCUGUGGCAGCCGAGAAGCAUACCAGCUGCCUGGUGAGGACCAGCCUGGGCACCAACAUCCUCAGCGCCACGGCCGCCUUCGCCGGGACGGCCAUCCUGCUCAUGGAUUUUGGGGUCACUAACUGGGAUGUGGGCAGGGGCUACCUGGCCGUGCUGACCAUCUUCACCAUCCUGGAAUUCUUCAUCGCCGUCAUUGCCACCCACUUUGGGUGCCAAGCCACCCGCGCGCAAGCCAACGCGCCCGUGAUUUUCCUGCCCAACGCCUUCAGCACAGACUUCAGCAUCCCCAGCCCGACGGCCUCCCCGCCCCCCGCCUAUGACAACGUGGCCUAUAUGCCCAAGGAGUCGUCCGAGUAGAUGGUGGCCUCCCUGGAGCCCAGCCACCCCCAGACCCAGCCGCUCCCCGCUUGGUUAAUCUGGGGACAACCAACCCCCCCACACACACACACCCACGUGUUGUGGCACCCGGGUGCAGUGCUCCCAGUGACCCCUGCCCCAUACACCGUCCCCCGGGUCUGUCCUGUGAGUGCUAGUUGAUGUCAGCGUGUCUGUGACUCGGCUCCCCCCUCCCCCCCGCCCUUGGUGCAUCGGGAGGAGCCCCCCGUGAGAAGCUCACCCAGGAGGGCGCUCGGGCCUGGGGAAGGUCAUCACACUAGAGUGUUCCAGAAGGCUCUAGAUGGAAGGCCUGAGUCCACCUGCCACCGUGCUUGCAGGAGUCAGCUGGGCUCUCUUAGCCAGAAAGGAAAGGGUUGACCCAGGCGACGUCGUGGGCCCUCCAGCUCCCAGCCUCCCGAGUAAAAGUGGGGUCGGUGUUGGUUCCCCCCGCUCACACCCGCCUACCCUCGCCCAGGGCCUGGGAGGUGGCAGGGGGGCGGUAUUUGGGGUGCACUAUGGGGAUGCUCCCUCCCCCUAAAUGCUCAGGCUCCCCUUCUCCUCCUUAGCCUGAUGGUGAGCCCGUGGGGGCUGGCCUGCCGCUGUCCCCGGCGUGCAGGAGCGACACGGCAGAGAACAGUAAACAGUGUGGCUCCCGUGA